Patella vulgata (common limpet) is the source of this 5147-nucleotide messenger RNA. Its product is annotated as tyrosine-protein kinase RYK. Bases 70 to 1809 code for a protein of 579 amino acids. The record is from RefSeq and is a predicted model, not a curated record. Gene Ontology annotation, biological process: multicellular organism development; positive regulation of kinase activity; protein phosphorylation. Gene Ontology annotation, molecular function: protein kinase activity; ATP binding. The transcript has 14 exons. Gene Ontology annotation, cellular component: signaling receptor complex. NCBI's taxonomy places the organism in Eukaryota, Metazoa, Mollusca, Gastropoda, Patellidae.
UAGUGAGAGUAUGUCAAACAUAACAGUGAAAUCGAUUCAUGAGAAAGAGUGUUACAAUUUUCAUGGAAAAUGAAGGGGUUGUCUUUAAUAUUGGGGAGUAUAUUACUUCUAGGGUGCGCUGGUUUCACAAGUUCGUACCUGAAUUUGUAUAUGGAUUCCAUCGAAACCUUUCGACUUUUGGGUAUUACGGCAGAAUUGUAUUAUGUACGUAAUGGUAUCAUCAACAAUUAUGCUCUUUCUUUUAAUUUACCAAUACCUGCUGAUGUAGAAGAUAUUUAUUUUACAUGGCAAAACUUGAAAGAAAGUCCAGCUAUGUUUUAUAGAAUGGGUUUUACUGUAAGUAACCCACGAGCAAUGAAUCAACCUAGUGCUAAUAUAAGUAAAGAUGGGCAGGUUCCCAAUAAUUUAUCAGUCUUCCAGGUUAGUUUUCCAUGUUCAGGUAAAAUGUCUGCAGAGGUGGAUGUCACAUUACAAAUGAAUAUCAGUAUUUUCUCAGCAUCUAAUUUAACAGUUCUGGAUUUUAAAAGACGGAAAAUGUGCCUAAAAGCUGGUGUGUGGGCCAAAGAUUUGCCUUCUUCUAAACAUGUCAUGGGCAAUUUCUCUCAACAAGAUCAACAUUUCCAAGAUGCUAGUCGUACUGAUAGUUUAACUACAUCAACUCAUAUUUUCUACAUUGCUGUUGGAUGUGCUUGUGCUCUUAUAUUGCUUAUUGCUUUAGCUGUAGCAGUUUAUUACCUCAAUUCACAGAAGAGUGCAGAUCGUUAUUCUAAGCGAAUGAAUUACUAUGACAGUAGUAGUUCUCAAGCAUUAACAGCCCAGAGUCAGACAUUUUUACGACCAGAUACACCAAACAAUGCCACUGGAGCAGGUUUGCCUAACUUUAGACGUGGUAUAUCUGCUAUUGCUGAAUUAAAACCAACUGAUGUUAAAGCUAUAUUAAAUGAGAUAGCUAUAGAAAGAAAAAGAUUAUCAUUAGGAGAAAUUCUUUUAGAAGGUACAUUUGGUAAAAUAUAUCAUGGUGUAUUAGUUGGUGAAGAUGGUAAUGAAAUAUCCACAGAACAAGAAGUUUUCAUUAAAGCCAUUUCAGAUCAAGCAAAAACUGAUCAAGUUCAAUUGUUUAUGACUGAAAGUAGCCAAUUAAAGGGCUUGGUACAUCCAAAUAUCAAUCCUGUGAUUGGGUCGUGUUUAGAGGACGAGAGCCAACCAAUGUGUAUUUAUCAGUAUUCUAAUGAGGGCAACUUAAAAAAAUUCUUACAGAAGUGUCGAAUGUCGGAGUGUGGUUCACAUUAUUCUUUGUCAACCCAGCAAUUAGUUUAUAUGGAGAUACAGAUUAUUAGAGGUAUACAGUAUCUACACCGUAAAAAGAUCAUACAUAAAGAUAUUGCUACCAGAAACUGUGUUGUUGAUAGUGAUCUUGUGGUAAAAAUAAUGGACAAUUCUUUAUCCCGUGAUUUAUUUCCGGCUGAUUAUAAUUGUCUAGGAGAUAAUGAAAAUAGACCCAUAAAAUGGCUGUCUAUAGAAGCAUUACAAGAAAAACGCUUUUCACCAGCCAGUGAUGUGUGGGCAUUUGGAGUUACUAUGUGGGAAUUAAUGACAAUGGGACAACAACCAUAUGCAGAUGUAGAUUCAUUUGAAAUGGCAUCAUAUUUACAGGAAGGGUAUAGAAUAGCUCAACCAAUCAACUGUCCAGAUGAAUUAUUUGCUGUCAUGGCGUGUUGUUGGGCAAUGUCACCAGAUGAACGUCCCAAAUUCUCUCAGUUAUUAGGUUGUUUACAGGACUUCUACACGGCACUUGGUCGUUAUAUUUAAUAAGUUGACAAUCUUUUUAAUUAUUAUCGGUUUUAGUGCUAGAAACAAUGUAACUAUUUAAAGAUAAUUGACAGUAUUGUGUAUAAAGUGUACAGUGAUCUCUUGUAGAUAAAAUCUUCUUAUUAGUCUCCAUGAACAUACUCCAGAUACCCUAAUUCAUUGAUGAAUCACAAUUUACAAGUUUACAAACAACGAGAUGUGCCAUAGAAAUCUGGAAAGUUUUAAUCCUCGGACAAUGUGUUCAGUAUUGUUUUUCACCUCUGAAAAAUGUUUUUACCAAGAAAAGUAUACAGUACCUCACAGAAUCAAAUGUAGUUAAAGAAUAUAAUCAGUAACUAUGACAACAAAUAUUUUAUUCAGCAGAAUUGAAGAUCAGAGCCAGAAAGCAAAUGGAUAAACAAUAUUUUUAAAAAAAUGAAAAUUUACUUAUGUAGAAACUAUUACAAGACGCAUUAAAGAAAAACUGGUGUGCAAUAUAUAAAUAACAUUAAGUUUUAUAAACUUUAGAAUAGUGUUGUGGUUCUGUAAAUAUGAGACAGACAAACUAAUAUAGUUAGGCCUGGAAGCUUUAAAACUGUAGAAUAAACUUGUGUCUAUUUCCACUCUGUUUUGAUGGUCACAUAAAGUGGUCAUUAUUCAAAUAUUUGAAUCAAGUGAACUGCUCAUUCUUCCGAUUUUGGUACAUUUCUGUUUUCUGAUCUUACAAAUCUUAUCUAUUUUUCUUUUUUGGGGUAUAUUUUUAAAUAUAGUUAAUUUCAUUUAAUUAAUACUAUUAAAUAUUUCAUAACAGAAACAAAAUCUGAUCAAGGUCCAUUAAUUGACAUUGAAUAACGAAUACUAUAAAAAUGGUUUGAAGAGCCAAUGAAACUAUUUGAAUCAUAAUAUUCAUAUAUUUGUAUAAGAACUAUAUCGCCUUGCUAGUUACAUUUCUUAAAGUUAUAUUAAUUAAUUAGUGUAUUUUAGUGUUUAUUUUAAUUUACCUCAAAUAAUACUUUGUAUGCUGCUUUCAUGGUUUACACUGUAUAUAAACGCCAAAGAAAAUUGUACAUACAGCUUGAACAUCAAAAACAAUAUUACCAUGUGUAUGGCCAAAAUAGUCCCCAUUUUAUUAUAUCUAAUUAGUGCAUUGAUACUGCAUUUAAGAUGUAUACUGUAUAUAUAAGUAUUGAAUAUAUAACAUUAUAAAUAUUUAUUAAUAACCUAUGUUAUUACAACAUCUUUUACAAAUGACCAUAAAAUGGUAAAUAAAUAAGUGUUGCCUCGUAUAUCUAAUAUCUACAUGCAUUGUACCUAUUGCUAUUUAGUAUAGAUUUAUUAUAUAAGGUUACUGUAAAACACGAAACUGAUGUCAACAUACUGAUGUAUUUCUAUUCUGUAAAAUACUGUACCAUUAACAAGAUAGUUCCACAAGUAAAUCAGCAUUGUGGUCAAUCAGAACACCCAUCCAAACAACAAACUAUUUUGUUUAUAGGUUAAUCAAUGUCAUAAUUAAUAUAAUAACAAUGGUUUAAUUAGCUUUAUUUAAACUGGUUAUUACUUUGUUCAACUUACGUUACAGUAGUUUCCCAGUUGUAAUUUUAGAAAAGAAGAUUUGGUGGGAAGGAUUUAUUGCAGUAUGAGUAUGCAUUAAUAUCAACCCUUGCAGGUCACAUUAGUUUCAUGAUACAUUAGUUUCUUGUUUUACAAUAUUUAUUUAAUUAAGGCACUAGUCGUCAUUUGCAUUUUUCGGAAAAUAUAUAAUUUUGUUCAUGGUUUAAUCAAGCUAAAAUGUACUCCGAUUGAUUAUCUAACAUUGAAUUAAGAAAACAAAUAUCAAUGGUAGAUAAUCUCUUUGUUUGGAAUCCGUUUGAAUUAAAAAAGGCCCAUUGAAUUAUUUUAGCAAAGCUUGGUUUUACCAUAAUCCGAUUUAUAUGGUCUAAAACAGAUGCUGAAUGAUGACAAAAUGUUCAAUUCACAUAUCUAUGUAAAUACUGGAUGAAAUUGAGCCAUAUUUUGACUGAUAUUUCUUUCAGAAAAUCAACUUUCACAAUAUUGUACUCUACAAGGGAUUAUAAAUCUAUGAAUUGAGAAUCAAAGACUUUAAGCUUGUCAUAUGUCGACCCUACAACUCUAUCAAACUCAACGAUUUUCCCUGCAAGUAAAUCUGUUAAUGUUUCUUAUUGGCUAAAAAUGAUGGAUUCAGUAAUAAAGGGACUAUGUUGUUAAAGAGUGAAGAAAAUAGAUGUUGAGCUUACACUAUGUCAUUUGCAUACAAUUGUUAAGACUUUAGAGGUUGUCUUGAUAUUUAUUAAUCGAUUUAGUUGUUAGGUUGACAUAAAUGUAUGGCCAUUAUGGGUCAAUCUGUAUUAAAGAAUGCCCUGGAAGAAUGACAGAAUCUAAAUAUAUGGAUGAAUAAAAUCUGAGUGGUGCCUGAUUUAUUGAUAAUCUACUGUUGUAGAUGGAUGAAUGAAUUGAUUUUAAAAUCAAAGUUGAUAGAAUAUUUGUUGAAUAUGGGAUAUAUGAAGGAAAAAUAUAAAAGGAUAUAUGAAUGAUCUUGAAUGAAGAAAUUUUAUGUGUGUAUAUAUCAAUUAUGCUUUUAGUAGUUGUUAUACAUAUUUAUGCAAUUUAGAAGUUUUGUUGAUGCAAUUGAAAUAUUAUGCAUUAAUUAUUUUAUGUGUGUGAUGUGAUUGUACAAGGCUUUAGUGUAUAGAUUAUAGUAUUUAGAAUAUGUAAGUUUUUUUUUUACAUACAAGUAUUGUAUAUUAUACCAAAUAUAUUACAGCGCCUAUGAGAUUUCAUUCUGAAUACCUCACAAGUUUCUCAUAAUGUGUCAUUAUACCAUAUCACUUGUCACUUUUAAAUAUGAAUAGAUAGUAAUGUUACAGUAUUAUCUUGAGAAAUACUCUAUUUACAAGACUGCUUGCUGACUUACAUUUACUAACCUAGUUUGUCAACAUGAAAUAUAGUUAAUUAAUAUUUAGGGAUAAAUAUAUCUGAUCUAUUAAAGAUAAUAGCAUGCAACAAAACAUUUCAUACAAGUACCCUGAAGAAAUGAAUUUAAAUUGCUUAAGUGAGUCACGGAUGCUACAAUUCCCUGUAAUACACAGCAAUUCCUAUGAUACAAGAAGAUUGUUUUGGAUCCAAGUGGAAUUGUUUUUAAAAAAUAUGAUAAGAAUGCAGCUGAUGACAUCUGAUCUUCUAAACCUACCCCAGUCUCAGACACUAUUACUCCCUAGUAUGCCUUAUGAUUCCUUAUAAUUUGAUGUUGUUUUCUCAUAUCUUGAAAGGCAGCUCAGUUUUGAAAAAAAAAAGAUUCAGUUACACUGGUAAAUGGUUCCUCUUUUUUCUUUGAAUGGUUU